This is a messenger RNA of Myzus persicae (green peach aphid), 1647 nucleotides long. RefSeq names its product hexokinase type 2-like. The record is from RefSeq and is a predicted model, not a curated record. Gene Ontology annotation, biological process: glucose 6-phosphate metabolic process; glycolytic process; intracellular glucose homeostasis. NCBI's taxonomy places the organism in Eukaryota, Metazoa, Arthropoda, Insecta, Hemiptera, Aphididae. The coding region runs from base 85 to 1386 and encodes 433 amino acids. Gene Ontology annotation, molecular function: glucokinase activity; fructokinase activity; D-glucose binding. Gene Ontology annotation, cellular component: cytosol; mitochondrion. The transcript has 8 exons.
UACUAUAUAGUAGCUAUUAUUAUUUCUUAGAUCAUUGAAGAAUGUAAGAUCUUUGUUCUAUCCAAUGAACAACUAUGCAUCUUGAUGAAAGAUAUGGAUGAAGCCAUCAGGAACGGAUUGGGCAAAGAAACUAAUCCAUCUUCGGUUGUCAAGUGUUAUAUCACUUAUGUACAAGAUUUGCCAAAUGGCACAGAAAGAGGUAAAUUUUUGGCUUUAGACUUGGGCGGCACCAAUUUCCGCGUGCUAUUGAUUGAACUGGGAGAGAAUAACCAAUUCCAUAUGGACUUUGAAACCUUCAAAGUUCCCAGUCAUAUCCAAACUGGCAAAGGCACAGAAUUAUUCGAUCAUAUUGCUAAAUGUUUGGCAGAAUUUGUAAAAAAGUACAAUUUGGACAACAAAACGGCAUUACCGUUGGGCUUUACUUUUAGUUUUCCACUUAGACAAGUUGGACUCACCAAAGGAUAUUUAAAUAGCUGGACCAAAGGAUUUGCCUGUUCGGGAGUGGUUGAUGAAGAUGUUGUCAGGCUUCUCAAGGAUGCCAUCAAUAGGAGAAAUGACGUACAGAUUGAUGUGUGUGGAAUAUUGAACGAUACAACUGGUACACUCAUGUCAUGUGCUUGGAAGACUCCAAACACCAAGAUUGGACUUAUUGUCGGAACGGGGUGUAAUGCAUGCUAUGUUGAAAAAUUGGAUAACGUGGAACUUUUUGACGGUGACAAAUCAAAGCCACAAGUAAUCAUCAAUUGUGAGUGGGGUGCAUUUGGUGAUGAUGGCAAAUUAGAUGCCAUCAGAACAAUAUAUGAUAAGGAAAUUGACUGUAAAUCGUUGAAUCCAGGAAAGCAGAGAUUUGAAAAAAUGAUCAGUGGGCUUUACUUGGGAGAGAUUGUGAGAUUGGCUAUAGUGGAUAUGGCUAUUCAACACAAACUCUUCGAGGGAAGACUCUCCGAGCAAAUGAAGACCAAGGGAGCUUUCGGUACUUCAUUCGUGUCCGACAUUGAAAACGAUACUGGAAACUUUACCAACACGUUGAAAGUUUUGAGCGAGAUGGGCAUCAACGACCCAUCGUUGGUCGACUGUGCCAACGUGCGAUAUAUUUGCAAGUGUGUGUCCAGUCGGUCUGCGCAUCUGGUGUCUGUUGGUCUGGCCACGCUUCUCAAUAAAAUGGACGAAAAAUCUGUCACGAUUGGCGUCGAUGGUUCGGUGUAUCGCUUCCAUCCAUACUUCCAUGAACUUAUUGUGGAAAAAACGAGGGAACUGGCAAAACCCGACAUCAAUUUUGAUUUGAUGUUGUCCGAAGAUGGAAGUGGUCGUGGAGCCGCCCUCGUUGCUGCUGUAGCUUCCCGAGAUGAAUUACCAUCUAGGACAAAUGGAGUGGUGAAAUAUUAAUGGUUCUCAACUAGUGAAUCAAAGUUGAUACCAAAAAUAAUGUUUUUUUUUUUUUAAUUUUAUUCAACAUUUUAAAUAAUUCUAUUGCCUAGUUUUUAAGGAGUAGUGGUAUGCCUCAUGAAUGAGGGAAGUACGUAGGUCAUAUGUGCAUUUAAGAAAUUUAACAAUUUGCAACCUGACUGAAUUGUAUGUUUGUUGUUGUUAAAUAAGGAAAUUACAUAAGAAAAUAAUAAUAUUGUUUUUUGCAUUUAAUAAAGUUUA